UCAGUCGUAGCUUCAUUUCAGAUUUCCAGUCUUCUUUCUCCACCCCCCAAUUGAUUACAGGAAUCAAAGCUAACCCUAGUUAGAGAAGAAGGCAACCAUGGGGAUCAAACACAUCCUCAUCCUAGCUCGAAGGUCAAAUCGACCUUCAUCGUCGAUUUCUAAUCACGCCAUCCGAUCCCUUUCCACAUCAUCAUCGGCAGUCGCUAAGACUUCCGAUGAAUCCUCUCUACCCUCACCUCCAUCGCCGACCACCAUGAUAUAUGAUCGUUUAUCCGUACAGGUGAAGGAGAAACUUAAGCAGCUUGAGAACCCAGACCCUCGAUUUCUCAAAUACAAUUCCCCUCACCCUUCUGUUAAAGACCAUACUGCCAUCCUCGCCGCACCGUUGACCCGCGUUACAACUCUUCCCAAUGGUUUGAGAGUCGCCACCGAAUCGAAUCUGGCUGCGAAAACAGCCACUGUCGGUGUCUGGAUUGACGCUGGAAGCCGGUUCGAGACGAGCGAAACUAAUGGUACUGCUCAUUUCCUCGAGCAUAUGAUAUUUAAAGGAACCCAGAAGAGGACCUGUAGGCAAUUGGAGGAGGAGAUAGAGAAUAUUGGUGGGCAUCUGAAUGCUUACACGUCAAGAGAGCAGACGACGUUCUACGCCAAGGUUAUGGAGAACAACGUUCCCUUAGCGUUGGAUAUUUUGGCAGAUAUAUUGCAAAAUUCCAAGUUUGAUGAGAAUAGUAUCAACAGAGAACGCAACGUGAUACUCAGGGAGAUGGAAGAGGUGAUCAGUCAGAAGGAAGAAGUUAUUUUUGAUCACCUUCACGCUACUGCAUUCCAGUAUACUCCUCUAGGCAGAACCAUUUUGGGUCCGGCUGAAAAUAUUAAGUCUAUAACCAAAGAAAACAUCCAUCAAUACAUAUCUACUCACUAUACUUGUCCAAGAAUGGUCAUUUCUGCCUCUGGAGCUGUUAAGCAUGAGGAUAUUGUUGAUCAAGUAAAGAAAUUAUUCACUAAUUUAUCAUCAAAUCCAACCACAGCUUCUGAGUUAGUAGCUAAGGAACCGGCUGUUUUCACUGGAUCUGAGGUUAGGAUUAUUGAUGAUGAUAUGCCUUUGGCACAAUUUGCUGUUGCUUUUGCUGGUGCUUCGUGGGCUGAUCCAGAUUCCAUUGCUUUGAUGGUCAUGCAAUCUAUGCUGGGAACUUGGAAUAAGAAUGUGGGUGGUGGAAAACACAUGGGAUCUGAGCUUGCUCAACGGGUUGGUAUAAAUGGUAUAGCUGAAAGCGUGAUGGCUUUCAACACCAACUACAAUGAUACAGGUCUCUUUGGUGUUUAUGCUGUUGCUAAGCCCGACUGCUUGGAUGACUUGGCCUGGGCAAUUAUGCGUGAAGUAAGCAAGUUAAGUUACAAAGUUUCAGAAGCUGAUGUUAUUCGUGCUCGUAACCAGUUGAAAUCUUCCUUGCUCCUCCACAUAGACGGGACAAGUCCUGUUGCUGAGGAUAUUGGACGCCAGCUUCUUACAUAUGGUAGAAGAAUCCCAUUUGCUGAACUCUUUGCCCGUAUUGACGCUGUUGAUGCUAGUACAGUCAAACGUGUCGCAAACCGCUUUAUAAAUGAUCAGGAUGUUGCAAUUGCUGCUAUGGGUCCUAUCCAAGGUUUGCCAGACUACAACUGGUUCAGACGCAGGACCUACUUGCUUCGAUACUAGGUCUUCUCACUCGCAAAACCAGCUCCAAUUCCAUCUUUCUGAGAUACCGAAACUUAUCUCCCCAGUAUUUAAUGUUGCUGGCAACUUUCCAGUUAACACUGGGCCAAUCUUUUUUUUGUUAAUAAUUGUUGCAAUACCGAAUUGGGUAACUUAACAUUUUAUUGGAUGAAAGCAUUUUUUUGUUAUGUGAAAUAAUGAAGUGAUAUAUUUGGAGACUUUUUUGGUCUCUUGAACAA
Impatiens glandulifera is the source of this 1932-nucleotide messenger RNA. RefSeq names its product probable mitochondrial-processing peptidase subunit beta, mitochondrial. Bases 98 to 1696 code for a protein of 532 amino acids. Gene Ontology annotation, molecular function: metal ion binding; metalloendopeptidase activity. Lineage: Eukaryota; Viridiplantae; Streptophyta; Magnoliopsida; Ericales; Balsaminaceae. Gene Ontology annotation, biological process: proteolysis. The record is from RefSeq and is a predicted model, not a curated record. The transcript is spliced from 9 exons. Gene Ontology annotation, cellular component: mitochondrion.